ACGGGUCAAGUAACCAAAUUGAAUACUCGUAGGAUUCGCCAUAAGAGCCGCCGCUCUGUAAUCUGUUACAUAUUUUAGCUAUUCAUUCUUCAUCUUCUUCCGGAACAGCAAAUAGAAAUGAGCAGUUCACACUUGAUCUGUCUCUGUACUCUCCUGAUUUCCAGCUCCCUGUUGGUUCAAGCUCAGCAGCCGUAUAUCCGGAAGGACACCAGUUGCGACGGCCGCUCAAGCAAUACCUCCGAUAACUCUACUUCCGCCUUUGGGUACAUCUGCAACGGCGUUAGCCGGAGCUGCCAGGCUUAUCUGACAAUCGUAUCUCAGCCGCCGUUCGACUCCGUCUCCUCCAUCUCCGGCCUGGUUGGAGCUGACCCGUCAGAGCUCGCCCAAAUCAACUCUGUUCCUCAAAAUUCAACCUUUCGGACAAACAGGGUCGUCCUCGUCCCCGUCACCUGUUCUUGCUCCGGUCGGUUCUACCAGGCCAAUGGAUCAUACACUUCCAGGCAUGGAGAUACCUUUAUAGGAAUCUCGAAUGACCCUGUACAAGGUUUGUCUUCCUGUCUUGCUCUCCUGUCUCAAAACAGUAAGAUAGUCCCAACUUUGUUAUUCUCUGGUACUAGGCUUUCGGUUCCUGUAAGGUGUGCUUGUCCGACGAAGAACCAGAGUGAUAAUGGCGUUAAGUAUUUGUUGAGUUAUGUGAUUUUAUCUGGUCAGUCUGUUUCUAUAAUCAGUCAAAAGUUUGGGGUUGAGACAGAGAAAACCCUAGAAGCGAAUGGGCUAUCUAUUGAUGAUUCAACCAUAUACCCAAACACGACUCUGCUUGUUCCUCUUCAGAACAAACCAUCAAGUAACCAGGUCGUGGAACAGCCGUCUCCUCCGCCUCCGCCACCCUCGCCGCCACUACUCGGUCCUUCACCAAGUAAAAAAAGCUCAAGCAAGACCUGGAUAUAUGUAAUAGCGGGUGUUCUAGGAGGAAUUUUGUGUUUAUUACUUGCAGGCGGGAUUGUUUUCAUGUUCUGCAUAAGAAAAAGGAAACGAAAAACUGAUCCAGAGCUGGUCUCUGCCGACUUCGCUGCAGAUGAGAAGCCAUUGACGAAGAAAUCGGAAGGGGGUUCGGAUUUGUCUUAUUCAAGUGUAUUUGAAUUAGUACAAUCUGUUAAGAUCUACACCUUCGAAGAGCUGAAAUUGGCUACCGAAAACUUUAGCCCUAACUGCUGGAUUCGUGGAUCGGUGUAUCGUGGCAAAAUCAAUGGAGACUUCGCGGCUAUCAAGAAGAUGAAUGGAGACGUGUCGAAGGAAAUUAAUCUGUUGAGCAAAAUCAACCAUUUUAAUCUCAUAAGCCUCUCCGGCAUCUGCUUCAACGAUGGAGACUGGUACCUCGUCUUUGAAUACGCUGAAAGCGGGGCAUUGAGUGAUUAUUUACGUGGAAAGUCUUUCCUGACGUGGACACAGAGGAUCCAAAUCGGACUUGAUGUGGCGACGGGGCUUAACUACCUACACAGCUACACUUCCCCUCCACAUGUUCACAAGGACUUAGAGAGUGGUAACAUUCUUCUUGACCGCAACAUGAGAGCUAAAAUAACGAAUUUUGGUCUGUCCAGGUCAGCAGACGGACAAGAAGGCGAGUUCGCAUUGACAAGGCACAUAGUCGGGACGAAAGGGUACAUGGCGCCAGAGUAUUUGGAGCAUGGUUUGGUUUCCCCGAAGCUAGACGUGUAUGCCUUCGGGAUUCUUAUGCUAGAGAUACUCACUGGGAAGGACAUUGCCACGUUGCUAGAAGGUCAUGACAAGAUGCAUCCCAUUUCGGAACUUCUACUCCCUAUGGUUCAAAAGGAAACUGGGAAGGAGCAUUUGAUCAGUUUCAUGGAUCCUAGUCUCGAACCAAGGGAGUAUCUGGCAGAUGUUGGUGUUUCAUUGGUGAGAUUGAUUGGUAGUUGCUUGCAGAAAGAUGCAUCGAGUCGGCCCAAUAUGGAUGAGAUUGUCCAGCACUUUUCUAAAGCAAUAAGCGCUACAAUCUCUUGGGAGUUGUCCUCAACCACUUAAUAAUCUUUACCUAUUUGGUGGUGGUAUAAGAAGACCUUAUUCUCUAUUUCACUGGUUAUGUAUAUUCAUUCCUCCCAGAUUCAUAGAUCCGUGCAUGCCCCUAGAUGUGAUAUGGUUCUUCUAUCAGUCUAAACAGGUGAUUCUCAAAGCGUUCUAUGCAUUGAAUAGUGCCUAUCAGCAUUGAGGAAGAAAUUUCUAUCCUCAAACAUGGACAGCAAGAUAUUACAAUUAUUCGUGUGUGGGAAUUGAAGAGCCUCCAGUUUUGGUGAAAUAUAGUUCACAUUCUGUGUAGUGUUCAACCUAUAAAGAUGCACACUAAGAACAAAGAGUGAGAAAAAGAGAAACCUCUAAGGUGAAGAUUUAGCUGUAGUGGUUUACUUUUUUUGUAGUUGAGUAAGUUUGAUUAUAGUGUAAUUUUAUUUUGUAAGCAAUAGAAGAUUCUUUCCUCCACAGUGAUUACAUUGUAAGGUAUCUAUUUUGUUAGAAUAUUACAACAAGCAAGUGAAUAAAAAACAGCGAGUUCAUAAGACUGGGUUGAACAUGUUAAUAGAUCGAUUCAAUC
Molecule: messenger RNA, 2602 nt
Organism: Cuscuta epithymum
Lineage: Eukaryota; Viridiplantae; Streptophyta; Magnoliopsida; Solanales; Convolvulaceae
Source: the annotation of a GenBank genome assembly